AUGACCGACGAACGCAGACCACGUCUCCAACGCUCGCCUUUCGCAGCACUUCUCCACUCCCACCGCAUCUACCUCCUCUUCUCCGCGUUCUCCCUCGCAACAGCUGUUUUUGUUGCUCUCCGACUGGGGUUCUUUUCGACACUAUUCGUCUACUUCCCCCUGGUCGUGCUAUGCGUCCCAGCACUUACCCUCUUUGAUGCGUCCGAUGUUCGAAACAUUCGCGCUUGGUCUAAACGACGGAGAACACGUUUUGCACUAUGCAUUGGCUGGUGUGCAUUCCUCCUGUUAGCGCCAGCCUACCCGUUGUCCGGACGUUCAUCUUACAUGAAUUCACGGAGCCCUACCCACCUCCCUCGCCUCCCCAAGCUUCCAGAUGGCGGCAAUCAUACUUACUUCAUUGCUGCUAACCUCUACGACUACGGACCGCAUCUUCCCUACUGGACACGCCAACUCCAUCUACUUAUUGACCAUCUCGGACCCCUCAAUGUAUUCGUCUCAAUUUACGAGUCCAACUCGCACGACCGAACUAAAGCGUUGCUGAAGAAAUUUCAAGGCGAGCUUUCCCGGUCAUCGGUCCGGAACCGCGUGUUGAUGGAGGAGGACGGGCGGAGGCGCCAGGGUUGGCAGAGCAAUGGGCAUGAAAGGGUCCGAUAUAUGGCGGAUAUGCGGAACCGUGCAAUGGAGCCGCUGGCAGACGGUCUUCGGGGAAAGCAAUUUGACAAAGUGGUCUUUUUCAACGACAUAUACUUCGAAUGGACCUCUAUCGUACGACUCCUCGCAACGAAGGAAGGGAACUUUGACCUUGCUUGUGCAUUAGACUUUGAUGGAAUUGGGUUAUAUGACACCUGGGUCAUUCGUGACUCUUGCGGUCACCGUACGAAAGAAAUCUGGCCGUAUUUCGCCUCAGAUUCCGUUGCGGUUGAGACGCUGCGACGAGAGGACCCCGUUGAGGUUGCAACCUGCUGGAACGGCGUCGCAGCAUUCGAUGCUCACUGGUUCCGUCACUCAAACGGCACAAGCCACAUUCCUGCCGGCCCGCCUUUAGCUUUUCGCGCCGACUCGACAUGUACUGAAUCUGAGUGUCUACUCAUCGGCUUCGAUAUGCAUAUCCGAACUAAACCACAACGACCGCGUAUCUAUGUCAACCCACAGGUGAACGUUGCUUAUACUCCGCAAAACUGGCUGUACUACAUCAAGAUCAAGCAUCUCUCCAUAACACGUCCCUGGCGAAUACUGUGGGAGGACUGGAUAGCACAUGGGCUUUUCUGGUGGGUCAGCGAUCGGUAUUGGCUGACGAACGAGGGGUGUCCGUUUGUGCAAGAAGGGCUUGUCAAAGCAAGCCAUUGUCUUCCUUGA
Messenger RNA from Mycena indigotica, 1356 nucleotides. Its product is annotated as Capsular associated protein. Bases 1 to 1356 code for a protein of 451 amino acids. The record is from RefSeq and is a predicted model, not a curated record. The transcript is spliced from 5 exons. Lineage: Eukaryota; Fungi; Basidiomycota; Agaricomycetes; Agaricales; Mycenaceae.